CUCACCUCGUCAGCUUCAUGACCUUUACAGCUCUCAUUCCAACCCCAACACACUGCUCUUCAGAGGACUACAACACUUUACACCCUACCAAGGUCUUCUCUCUGCCUUUUACAUUCCGUCGGAGCAUUAUUCAUACACAAGAAGACUCCACGGAGCUUCGUUUGUCACGAUGCCUGGAUUCGACUUCUCAAACCACACGCGCAAUGCUGCCCUGCAUGCAAGAGGAGUGCCACUUCCAAAAGCAACCAGCACGGGGACCACAAUUGUGGGAUGCAUCUUUGAAGGAGGCGUUGUUAUCGCAGCCGAUACGAGAGCAACAUCCGGGCCCAUAGUUGCGGACAAGAAUUGCGAAAAACUCCAUUACAUCGCACCUCAAAUCUGGUGCGCCGGUGCUGGUACGGCGGCUGAUACCGAAUUCACUACCUCACUUAUCUCUUCUCAACUCGAGCUACACUCUCUGUCGACCGGCCGUAAGCCUCGUGUUGUUACAUGCAUGACAAUGCUGAAGCAGCACCUAUUCCAGUACCAGGGUCACAUUGGAGCAUACUUGGUUGUGGCUGGCGUUGACCCAACUGGCGUCGGCCUUUACACUGUCCAUGCACAUGGUAGCACAGACAAGCUCCCCUACGUGACUAUGGGCAGUGGGUCAUUGGCGGCUAUGUCUGUAUUCGAGACGCAGUGGAAGUCAAAGUUAACCGAGGAGGAAGCGAUCGAGCUUGCAUCAAAUGCCAUUCAAGCUGGUAUUUUCAACGAUUUGGGCUCUGGAUCAAAUGUUGACGUGGCUGUCAUUAAGAAGGAUAUGACAACGCUCAAGAGGGGUUACAUCAAGCCGAACGAGCGGAGUAAAAAGCAAAAGAGCUAUGUCUUCAAGCGGGGUACGACUGCAGUGCUCAACGAAAAGAUCACCACCAAGGAGGAUAUCAGCAGAUAUGUUACUGUCCAUGAACUGGAGAGCGCCGAUUCUGCUAUUGCGGAGAAGAUGGAUUUGGACACCUAAGGUCGUGGAAAUCACCAAAUGUAUUAUAAUGAGAGGGAGACGGGAGACUAGGAGACUAGGCGUAUGUGUUCUACUGGAUCCAAGGCAUGUAGCGCCUGAAUAGGUGUUUUGCUUCAAUAUUUUUUCGGGGUGGAAUUGGUGAUGCAUUGACUGCUUCGUAACUUUAUUACUAGUCGUAACAAGGGGAUAUGCACAAUGCAGUAAACAUAACCAGUCUUAAAAGUUGCCGAG
Pseudogymnoascus verrucosus is the source of this 1228-nucleotide messenger RNA. RefSeq names its product proteasome core particle subunit beta 2 (gene PUP1). Bases 170 to 997 code for a protein of 275 amino acids. Gene Ontology annotation, cellular component: proteasome core complex. NCBI's taxonomy places the organism in Eukaryota, Fungi, Ascomycota, Leotiomycetes, Thelebolales, Thelebolaceae. The transcript is spliced from 3 exons. Gene Ontology annotation, molecular function: threonine-type endopeptidase activity. The record is from RefSeq and is a predicted model, not a curated record.